GUUGUCUGUCUGUUAAUCAUGUGCUUUUGUCGCCGUAAAGCAAAGAAAGCUGAGACUUGUCCAACAAAAGAAAGAGUUAAAUCUCCACAUUCUCCAAAAAGCGUGCCGGACGACAAAAAGAAGAGAUCGCCUUCAACAACGCCUGCUAGAAUAAUAAAAAGAAGUUUGUCUCCCCCACCCCCUCCAAAACAACAAAAGAAAGAGCAACAACAAAAGAAGCCUAUAGACAAAAGAAAAAACAAACAAAAGAAGAAGAAAGUCAAGAAUAACCAACAACAACAACAACAAAAGCCUGUGGAGACGGCAAGAACUUUGAGAUCAUCAACUCCGACCUCUGACAGUCUGUUAUUGAGCAAGAAAGUUAGCGAAGAUCAUUUUGAACAUGUUUCGUUUAAAGGAAAAUGA
Molecule: messenger RNA, 405 nt
Organism: Meloidogyne enterolobii
Lineage: Eukaryota; Metazoa; Nematoda; Chromadorea; Rhabditida; Meloidogynidae
Source: the annotation of a GenBank genome assembly